AUGGCCUUUUUGUCAACUGCCAUCCUCGCCCUUGUGGUCCUCAUUACCUCCGUCUUCUUCCUUCCACAGCUAGCGGGGACGCUCCUCGGUCUAGUAUUUCGCAGCGCGGGAUGGCUGAUCCGCCAACGGACGCGCUCUCGUCGGGACUAUGUGAUUGCGCGGGCGCGAUCUGACGAGGAGGAAUACCGUGCGCCCAAACCCACGACCUCUACAAACUCCUUAGCCCGGAGUCAGGUCGAAGAUGAGGAUUGGGAGAAGGUUGAUAGCUCUGGUGGGGCAAAGACUUCCUCUAGCAGUGAUAGCGGAAAUGGUUCAAAGAACGAGGGAGCCAGCUCUGACGAAUGGGACGGCAUUAUUGGAUUCUUCCACCCCUUUUGUAACGCCGGCGGAGGUGGAGAACGUGUACUUUGGGAAGCAGUUCGCGCAACGCAGAAGCGCUGGCCGAAGGCUGUUUGCGUGAUCUACACCGGAGACCAUGAAGCCAACAAGGCCACAAUGCUUGAGCGGGUGGAGAACAGAUUCAACAUUCAGUUGCACGCCCCGACAGUCGUCCUACUUUACCUGACGACACGCAAAUACGUGGUCAGUAGCUCAUACCCGUAUAUGACGCUGCUAGGGCAAUCAUUGGGAUCCUUAGUGGUCGCCUACGAUGCUUUCACGCUUCUAGUCCCCGAUGUCUUUGUCGAUACUAUGGGAUACGCAUUCACACUAGCGUUAUGCAAGUGGCUUUUCCCCACAAUCCCGACUGGCGCGUAUGUCCAUUACCCAACCAUUUCGACCGACAUGCUCGCCUCCCUCGAUGACCAAACCGGCGUGCAAGGCAUUAACUCCGGCGCCGGAAAGGGGCUCAAGGGAGCAGUCAAGCGCCGUUACUGGCAGCUCUUCGCCCAGCUCUACGGCUGGGUCGGCCGCCAUGUAGACGUGGUCAUGUGCAACUCCUCCUGGACAGCAGCGCACAUCCGUUCGCUCUGGGGCACGGGCAAGACCAUCGUAAACACCGAUGAGGGAACCCCCGCAUCACCGGCCGUCGUUUUCCCACCAACCGCAGUCACCGAGCUCCAAUCAAGCAUCACGGUCGACGCUGAGAGUGAGAGAACCCGCCAGCCCGUCCUGCUGUAUAUCGCGCAGUUCCGACCAGAAAAGAACCACCCGCUCGUUCUGCGGUCAUUCGCGCGCUUCCUUCAAGAACGUUCCCGGAACCCUGUUUUCGCAAAUACUCCGCCCCCACGUCUCGUGCUGAUCGGCUCAGUCCGCCACGCCAGCCCUGACGAAACACACAUCUACAACCUGCGCCUACUAGCUCACGAGUUGAAAAUCCGCGAUCAAACCACCUUCCUAGUUGAUGCCAGCUGGCCCGCUGUGCUAUCCCACCUCAGCUCGGCCUCUGUUGGCGUGAAUGGUAUGUGGAACGAACAUUUCGGGAUUUGCGUCGUCGAGUACCAGGCUGCGGGUUUGAUCUGCGUAACCCAUGACUCGGGCGGGCCCCGGGAAGACAUUGUGAUUGAUCUUGGGGACGGAGCGACGGGAUUCCGUGCCGAGACGGAGGAACAGUUUGCAGCAGCGUUUGAGGCGGCACUUGCUCUUCCCGUAGAAGAGAAGAUUGCAAUGCGGCAGCGGGCGAGACGGUCAGCAUUACGGUUUACGGAGGAAGAGUUCGCCAAGAAAUGGUUGUAUCAAGUCCAGAAGUUGGUUCAGGCAUCGCGAUAG
Molecule: messenger RNA, 1707 nt
Organism: Penicillium odoratum
Lineage: Eukaryota; Fungi; Ascomycota; Eurotiomycetes; Eurotiales; Aspergillaceae
Product: alpha-1,2-mannosyltransferase ALG11
Exons: 2
Coding region: 1-1707 (568 amino acids)
Biological process (GO): protein N-linked glycosylation
Cellular component (GO): endoplasmic reticulum membrane
Molecular function (GO): GDP-Man:Man(3)GlcNAc(2)-PP-Dol alpha-1,2-mannosyltransferase activity
Source: RefSeq, a predicted model, not a curated record